AUUUGCUCCUCUCUUCCAUUCACCAACCCCAACCUUCCUCAGUCUCGCUUCCUCCACCAACCACGCCUCUCUCUUUCGACAACGAUUGUGGCCGGAGAGGGAGAGAGAGAGAGAGAGAGAGAGAGAGAGAGAGUAGGCGAUGGCGGUGAAGGCAAAAAUCGCCCCGUCGAUGCUGUCGUCGGAUUUCGCGAAUCUGGCGUCGGAGGCGGACAGGAUGGUCGGAUUCGGCGCAGAUUGGCUCCACAUGGACAUCAUGGAUGGGCACUUCGUCCCCAAUCUAACAAUUGGAGCUCCAGUUAUUGAGAGUCUGCGGAAGCACACCAAGGCAUACUUGGACUGCCAUCUUAUGGUUACAAAUCCUUUAGAUUAUGUGGAACCAUUAGCAAAAGCUGGUGCAUCAGGCUUCACCUUCCAUAUUGAAGUGGCCAAAGAAUAUUGGCAAGAGCUUGUUGACAGGAUUAAGACAAGGGGCAUGCGACCUGGUGUUGCAUUGAAGCCAGGCACUCCUGUGGAAGAAGUUUAUCCAUUGGUUGAAGGAGAAAAUCCUGUAGAACUGGUUCUUGUUAUGACAGUGGAACCUGGUUUUGGUGGUCAAAAGUUCAUGCCAGAUAUGAUGGACAAGGUACGCUUGUUGAGAAAGAAGUACCCUUCUCUUGAUAUUGAGGUGGAUGGAGGCUUGGGUCCUUCAACCAUUGAUAUGGCAGCUUCAGCAGGAGCAAAUUGUAUCGUAGCAGGAAGUUCUGUAUUUGGAGCUGCAGAGCCAGCACAAGUCAUAUCUAUCUUAAGGAAGAGCGUGGAAGUAGCUCAAUAGAACAGUUAAUCAACUUGUUGAAUUGUUUGUCAUACUAGUCCAAUCUACAUCAAAUAUCCAUCCAAAUAAAAACAUGCAAGACAAAAGCAGCAUAUAUAAUGCAUUGUCGGUAAGCUUCAUAGAGGAGCAUUUUAAAGGUGGCCUACUGUCGAGUGAUGAUUGAGUGUUGAUCGUAGGCCAUUAUCGUCAAGGCACUAAAUGUAAUGAUAUGAUUGGGGCUAGGUUGGGCAAUUAUUCCAUUGUUGUUGUCUAUGUUAUAUUUUUCGAUCAAACACUAAGAAAAUGAAAUAAGUACCUCAAGGUGAGGGGACCUCAUCAGCAAGAAAUAAGAAGAAUCAUCUCUGCAAUGGAGCAGCAGGCUACAUGACCUGGGCACAAACUGAG
Molecule: messenger RNA, 1195 nt
Organism: Elaeis guineensis (African oil palm)
Lineage: Eukaryota; Viridiplantae; Streptophyta; Magnoliopsida; Arecales; Arecaceae
Source: RefSeq, a predicted model, not a curated record